Molecule: messenger RNA, 669 nt
Organism: Brassicogethes aeneus
Lineage: Eukaryota; Metazoa; Arthropoda; Insecta; Coleoptera; Nitidulidae
Source: the annotation of a GenBank genome assembly
AUGGCUCAAAUAAUACGAUACGUGCUAAUUGAAGACGCUAAAUGUUCAGUUGAAGGUUUCCUUGAUUUCAUUCAAACUAAUAAAAAAACUGGAAGUGGCCUUGCAGAUGAAAUUACGAAAAAAAUAAAUAAUGACGGUUUUUCAGAUUGCCGAGGUCAAGCAUAUGAUAAUGGUGCCAACAUGGCUGGCAUAUAUCGUAGAGUACAAGCACUAAUUUUGCAACAGAACGAGUAUGCACAAUUUUUACCAUGUUCAGCCCAUUCUUUAAAUUUAGUUGGGGUACAUGCAGCUCUUGUAAAUUUAGAAAUGGUAACAUUCUUCGGCACGUUGCAACAUAUAUUUACUUACUUUUCGGGAUCAACACAACGAUGGGAAGCUUUGUCAAAUUUGAAGUUGACUCUAAAUGGUCAUUCUGAUACCAGAUGGUCAUCGAAGUAUCACAAUUGUACGGAUCUCAAUGUUUGGAUGCAAUGGUUUGAGGAGUUUAAAUCAAACAGUAAAGAGAAUGAUGAUAGUGAAGAUGAACAAAUUGAUAAUGUUCAACAAAGUGAUCACGAUUCUGUGUCUGCGCAAGAAAUAAGUGACGAUAAAAGAUUACAAAGUGGUGUAAAAGAGGAAAAUUCUGAAAUAAGCGAUUUUUUGGGGGAAUUUUUUAGCAAAAAUGUAUAA